Molecule: messenger RNA, 1955 nt
Organism: Corythoichthys intestinalis (scribbled pipefish)
Lineage: Eukaryota; Metazoa; Chordata; Actinopteri; Syngnathiformes; Syngnathidae
Gene: dlst
Product: dihydrolipoamide S-succinyltransferase
Exons: 15
Coding region: 144-1511 (455 amino acids)
Biological process (GO): tricarboxylic acid cycle
Cellular component (GO): oxoglutarate dehydrogenase complex; mitochondrion
Molecular function (GO): dihydrolipoyllysine-residue succinyltransferase activity
Source: RefSeq, a predicted model, not a curated record
UUGUGUUAGAAGAGUCCAUUUUGCGCUCCAAACACCCCUUAGUUUAGCUUACUUGGUUUGUCCCACGGUGCUUCCUUCAUUCCAUCCCAAGCGUUGUUUGACCCGCUCCCCCUCCGCUGACAGGCAGCUGUCACACAGCCAACAUGUUGUCCCGUUCCCGGUGUCUCUCCAGGAAUAUUGGUCGCUCCCUGUCCGCCAUCCGCCAGGGGAAUAAUGUGUUGGCUCGCAGAGGCGCAGCAGCUUUAUCAACGAUCUACCCUUUCCCUGUCAAGAACACUAUCAAAUCUGAUCCACGUUCCAGCGUCUUCCAAAUCCAAUACUUCAGGACCUCUGUCGCCUACAGAGAUGAAGUCCUCACCAUCAAGACCCCUGCCUUUGCGGAGUCUGUAACAGAAGGGGACGUAAGGUGGGAAAAAGCUGUGGGAGACACUGUUUCAGAGGAUGAGGUGGUGUGCGAAAUAGAGACUGAUAAGACAUCUGUGCAAGUUCCUUCUCCCUCCUCCGGGGUGAUCGUGGAGCUUUUGGUUCCUGAUGGAGGAAAAGUGGAGGGAGGAACGCCUCUCUUCAAACUUCGUAAAGGCCCCGGAGCUCCUCAAGCUGCAGAAGCCCCAAAAGCUGAGGCUCCUCCUGCACCAGCGGCUGCUCCUACACCACCACCCCCUCCUCCCCCCUCAGCUGUUGGCGCCAUUCCCACCACGAUGCCCCCCGUACCACCUGUGCCAACACACGCUAUGGACGCCAAACCAGUUUCAGCUAUCAAGCCCACCACACCGGCAGCUCCUGUGGAAGGAGGAGUGAAAUCAGCCCGCACAGAGAGCAGGGUUAAGAUGAAUCGCAUGAGACUGAGAAUUGCCCAAAGGUUGAAGGAAGCCCAAAACACCUGUGCAAUGUUGACCACCUUUAAUGAGAUUGAUAUGAGCAACAUCUCAGAAAUGAGGAAGACCUACAAAGACGCCUUCCUGAAGAAGCACAACAUCAAGUUGGGCUUCAUGUCUGCGUUUGUGAAGGCAUCUGCCUACGCCCUGACUGAUCAACCCGCCGUCAAUGCCGUCAUUGAUGACACAACCAAAGAGAUUGUGUAUAGAGAUUAUGUUGACAUCAGUGUGGCCGUGGCCACGCCAAAGGGUUUGGUUGUUCCAGUCAUCAGGAAUGUUGAGGGAAUGAAUUUUGCCGACAUUGAGAAGACCAUCAAUAUGUUGGGCGAAAAGGCCCGCAACAACGAGCUGGCCGUCGAAGACAUGGACGGAGGAACCUUCACCAUCAGCAACGGCGGCGUCUUCGGCUCCAUGUUCGGGACGCCUAUCAUCAACCCGCCUCAGUCUGCCAUUUUAGGCAUGCAUGGCAUAUUUGACAGGCCUGUGGCAGUGGCUGGAAAGGUGGAGAUCCGUCCCAUGAUGUACGUCGCCCUGACGUACGACCAUCGCCUCGUCGACGGAAGAGAGGCUGUCACUUUCCUACGGAAGAUCAAGUCCGUGGUGGAGGACCCCAGGGUGUUGUUGCUUGACAUGUAAGCCCCCCUUGGCAGCCCCGACCGACCAACUGAAGCGCCACACCCACCCGUUGGACAUUAUUACUCGAAACGCACACUCGAAAACAUGGAUUUAUUCGACUUUGUUUUUUAGGGGGGAAACAGUUGGGUUGUGCAAUAUAAGGUUGGCAGCGAUAUACGGGUUUGCUACAGAUUUUCGGUCUUUAGAUCAAAUAGUAUAUUCAGUCGUGUAUGUUUGCCAUAUGUCAUUUUCUAAAUACAUGUUCUGCUUACGGUGGGAUGGCAAAAGAAGGUGCAGGGUGAGAGAACAAUACGGAUGCAUUCAGACCAAGGAACACAAAUGUUAUGUCCAAAGCUGAAAACUCUAAUUGAUGCGAUUUCACAACCAUGUGGAACAUUCUCUUUAUGCUCUGGUAGAAUAUUUAAGAAAAAAUUGUUUUAAUAAAAAUCUACAUGACUCAACUAA